This is a messenger RNA of Acanthopagrus latus (yellowfin seabream), 3680 nucleotides long. RefSeq names its product interleukin 17 receptor A1a (gene il17ra1a). The record is from RefSeq and is a predicted model, not a curated record. The coding region runs from base 140 to 2572 and encodes 810 amino acids. The transcript has 11 exons. NCBI's taxonomy places the organism in Eukaryota, Metazoa, Chordata, Actinopteri, Spariformes, Sparidae. Gene Ontology annotation, molecular function: interleukin-17 receptor activity.
UUUUCAUGACUCCUCGCCAGCUUCAGCCUCGCUCUCAGUGUGUCCUCACUGUCGGUCGCUGUCUGAAAUGUUUUCUGACAGCAAGUCGCGGAUUCCCUCUCGACUUGGACUGCUGGUGUGACUGUUUACCUCCUUAAAAAUGAUUCUUCAGCGACCAGUGUGGUUGUUGGUGUGUGUGUCGCUGUCGUCCGCGGUUAGGAUCUUAUCAUGGCCGCCUCUCCACUGCUCUCAACAGGGUUUGAUGUGUACAGUCAACAUCAGUAACUGUUUGGACGUUAAAUGGCGUGACAGGAAUGAGUACACUCCCAGCGGUCCAGAGGCGCUGCUGGUGUCUGUGGACACGAUGCGAGAUGAGACAGGAAACCUGCAUCCUGUACUAGUCGCUAACUGGAAGAUAAAGGAUGAGGGCAGCAUUGGUUACCUGACUGCCACUGAGUUACAUGUUCUGGUAAUAUCCACCAACCAGAACCUGUGUGUUCGAUAUUCUUUCAAAGAAAAACUCCCAAUGAGAAGUCCAUCAGGGGAAAAGUGGUCAUUCUCAGCUAACAUGGUAGUGGUGGACCCCGGUCAGAUGUACAAGGUCUCUGUUUUUAACAUUCCCAAACCAGAGUUGGGCCACAGCUGGUAUGAUGUCAGCAUGUCUGUUAGUGUUCCUGAUUGUCGAAAUCACACAAUGAAGAGGACCCAGUUCUGCAUAGAACGAGGAAGUCUGUGGCAGUCUAACAUUAGUCUGGCUGUCAGCAGCAGAUCGUCCCUGGUUGUGAGCUUCAGUCCUGACAGACUCUGUGAAGAGUAUAUAGUUAUUGUCAGCUGCGCCAGAAACCAACAUGUGGACCGUACAUAUAAGGCCAAUCAGACGACCCUGAAUGUAACUUUCAGCCUUGAUAAAUGGCCGAAAUCCUGCUGCCAGUUUGAUGCCGAGAUCAAACCUAUUUUCCCACAGUGUGGCCACGAUUGUGCUCGUCAAAAGAGAACUCUAAACAUUUGUGGAGCAAGUCCAACCCAUGCCCCCAUCGUCCCUCUGUACACAUUUGUAAUCCCGGGAGUGGUGUUUUUGUGUGUAAUGAUGGCACUUAUUAUGUGUGUCAUCUGCAGGAAGUCAGGUCAACCUGUUGCUGCAGCACCUGUGGGAGGUGAUGAACCAUGUCAGCAGCAGCAGCUUAAACAAGCUCCCAAAGUUCUGAUCAUCUACUCCCAGGACCACCACCUCUACAGGGACAUAGUGCUAAAACUUUGUGCCUUCCUUCAGACCAAGUGUGGCACUAAGGUGCUGGUGGACUUGCUAGACUCCACUUCAGUUGGGAUGGUGGGUCGCCUUCGAUGGCUUGAGUGGCAACGGCAACAGUUAAAAAACCCUUUGGACAAAAUCCUGGUGCUGUGCUCACGAGGCGUCCAGGCAAAAUGGAGGGCCAUGUGCGGUCAAGGUCGUGUGACAUUGAGGGAAGACAUUCUUUCCCCUACUGACGACAUGCUCACUCCCUUUCUCAACCUUUUCCUACCAGAUAUGCACCAGGCAGGCAUGCUGGGCAGGUACAUGGUGGCUUACUUUGAUGACAUCAGCAGUGAUCAGGAUGUGCCAUCAGUUUUUGACAUUGGUGUCAAAUACAAGUUGAUGAAGCAUUUUGAAGAGCUCUACUUCCGCAUCCUAGACAUUGAGAAGUAUCAGCCUGGUCAGGUCAACCACAUUGAGGGUAUUGGUGGAGAUGAAUAUUUCAAUUGUCCCUCAGGCAGAGCCCUGAGGAAUGCCAUCGAAACCUUCCAGGCCUACCAGUUGGAAAAUCCUGAUUGGUUUGACAGGGAGUGUGUGGACAGUGAGGAGGACAUCACAAUGGAGGCCAACCUGCUCAUUGAUCAGCUGCAGAUCCCUCCAGUCAUGGAGUGUGUACCUCUGAUCCAAGAUAGGCUUCCUGUCUACAUCCAUGAGGUAGAAAUCAAUAAAAACGACAACAGUAUUCAAGUCCUUACACCUGAACUGAACCCAGAGUGUGAGCUGUUUUCAGUGGCAGAAGUUUCACCAGUGGUAAACCCUGUGUGGAAACAUCAGUACUCGUCCAAGCUGGAUGAAGUGUUGACAGAUCAGAUGUAUCCUCACAGACCCAGUCAAGAAUCCGUCCAUAUAGUGGAGCCUGUUUUGAACAGGCUGCCACCAGCAAGACAGAGCUGGCUCUCCCUUAAGGAGGAACCAUUGGGUCAAAUUCCCUGUGAGGACAAUGCGAAGGAUUCCCUACAAGCUAUGAUUCAGCUCUCUGCUAAUUCAGACCAGAGAACCUCAGCCCUCCAGAAUUCCCUGGAGUCAAACCCUCCAAAAUCCUCAAGUGCCAGCAGGCAAAGUGAAUAUUUCACUCCAUCCGGAGUCAGUCAGUCCCAGCCCGUGGAGAUGGAGGAGUAUGAGGUUCUGGAGCCCAGUGAAAAGGGUCAGAGCAGUGGAUCUGAUCAAGGCUACAUCUCCAAAAUGUCCUCACAGCAGGAAUCGCCUUUGAAAGAAGAUCCACUUGUGGCUCUGAGAAGGCUGCAGGAGCAGCUGCUUCAGCGAAAUCUCUGUUAUUAUGACAUAGGUGCUGAAGGAAACUGAUGUUCAUGUUCUGAAGUCCCAGCAAUAAGUACUAAACCUUCACUGACUUCAACAAAUGAAGCUCUAGCAUGUCUAGCAGACAUGAAGACUACUCUUUCACAUGCUCAGACCUUAGAUUAUUUCUCAUACCGUUCUCUCAUGGACCACUCUCACUCAUGCAUGUCAUUAUCUGGGGCCGUCAAUUGUUAUCAUCUUCUCACAUCAGCCAGCCACAUCUUUCCAAAACACAACACACUUUCACUGUUAGCGCACUAUCUUGCUGCUGUGUUUUUAAAUAUGAUUGUCUCCUGCCUUUAGUGCAUUCAUGUUGCAGUUUGGCGUGUGCCUUCCACCUCCCCAUCAUGACCCAGUCUUCAUGGAUUCACAAUCUUCACAGUUUGAUCAGCCUGAGUCAUCAGCCACCACCACCAGUGUCUUGACUCCAUGGGCAGACACCCUUUGAUUAUGAAAUCCCCCGUAGAGUCGAAACACCAGACGUUCUGACUCACAGUGGAGUGUGGGGCUUAUAUGUUACAUAGCUGAUGUUUGUUGAAUAUAAUAACCUACAUAUUGUUAAUAUGUUAUUUGAUCAAAAUUCAACAUGAUCAUACCUUCGAAGAACAAGAAGUAGAUGCUGUGACAAAAUGUAUAUUUGGCAGUGCCAGUUUUUUUUAACGAGAUGCAAAUGUGUUGUAUUCACUGUAAAUACAUACUGUUUGAAUGGAUGUUGCACCUGGAUUAGCUAAGAUUGGGCCAAGUUGGAAUUCUUGGAUGAAAGAAGAAAAAACUGAUUAAUUGGCACUCUAGAGACUAUGUCCAGUAAUGAGAACUACAGCUGAACUCAGGCAUGAGGUUACAGGGCUGGAUUGCCAACCUGACAAAGCAGCAACUGCCAAAUGGCCCCAAAAGGUUGCAGACAGGUUGUAUCAAACAAGUCUUAUUAAAUUGUGCCUAGAAAAGUCACCAGCUGUUAUCAGUCAUAAUCACGCAGAAGAAUUUAAGAGUCUAUGUUAUGAAGAACUUGAAGAAGUUAAUCAUUUAAGUUACUUUAUGUAUAUUUUUGAGCAAACUGAUUUGGUCACAUUUUCAGAAGAUCUAUAAUAAAAUCUUUUUAUUUGAAGCACUUAAA